Molecule: messenger RNA, 1743 nt
Organism: Callorhinchus milii (elephant shark)
Lineage: Eukaryota; Metazoa; Chordata; Chondrichthyes; Chimaeriformes; Callorhinchidae
Gene: rundc1
Product: RUN domain containing 1
Exons: 5
Coding region: 1-1713 (570 amino acids)
Source: RefSeq, a predicted model, not a curated record
AUGGACGAAGGGUCUCUGUCGGACUGCGAGGGGCUGGCGGGGGAGCGCUGGGCCCCGGUGGGCGCCGUGUCCAGUCCCGAGGAGGAGCCGUCGCCGCCGCCGCCGCCGCCGGUCGGUCUCGGGCCCCCCGCCCCGCUAGGCCCGAGCCCCGGCUCGGCCGUGACCGUCAUGGCCGAGAAGCUGGUGCGGCUGGAGGGCGAGCAGGAGCUGCUCAACUCGUCGCUGCUGGCCCUCACCUCGCACUUCGCCCAGGUCCAGUUCCGCCUCAAGCAGAUCGUCCGGGCGGGCGGCGAGGAGAAGGAGCGGCUGCUGGGCGAGCUCGAGGACUUCGCCUUCAAGGGCUGCCCUCAGGCCUUCGGGACCCGGGGCGGCGACCCGCGGCUGCUGGGGGACCCGAGCGAAAGGGAGAAGCUGGAAAGACUUGAGGUUCAGCGCCAGAAACAAAGGGAACUGAUUAUACAACUGAAGACUCAGCUGGAUGACCUAGAAACGUUUGCUUAUCAGGAAGGCAGCUACGACUCACUUCCACAGUCCAUUGUCCUGGAACGCCAGCGGGUCAUCAUUGAUGAAUUGAUUAAGAAGCUGGAUGUGAAUCUGAAUGAAGAUAUCGGCAGCUUGUCUGCAGAUGAACUCAGGCAGCGCGUGGACUCUGCCAUCGCCCAGAUAGUCAACCCGGCCAGAGUGAAGGAGCAACUGGUCGAUCAGCUCAAGACUCAGAUCCGUGACCUGGAGAUGUUCAUCAACUUUCUCCAAGAUGAAGUUGGAAGCACAGCUCAGAUUGAGAACGGGAAGUGUUCGUGUGAUUCCAAAGCCUCCACUUCAAAAUCACGCUACUCAAACCACCAAGCAGCGGAUUCAGAGGCAACCGAAAGGAUGAGAGAGGCUGGGUUAAACCUCAUGCGCCGUGCUCUGGCGGUCCUACAGAUAUUUGCGGUCAGUCAGUUUGGGUGUGCGACCGGUCAGAUUCCCCGCGGCUUGUGGCAGACAGACGAGACCAACAAGGACUACUCUCCGCUGCUCCUGAAGCUGGAGGCGGCGGUGAAUAAGGUGAAACAGCUGACGCUCAGCCGUCCCCAGGGAGGGGAAGAGCACGUCAUCAGCAGUCAGGACCUGUGCCUCAGCGGGAAGGACAGCCUAACUCUGGCCGUGCGCAAGGAGCUGUGCGUGGCCCUGCGUGAGCUCCUGGCUCACGGCCUGUACGCCUCGUCUCAGGGCAUGAGCUUGGUGCUGGCCCCCAUCGCCUGCCUCCUGCCCUCCUUCACGACCUCGCCCCAGACCAUACACCCCUGGCAGCUCUUCGUCAAGUACUACCACAGCAGGAACGGGCGAGCCUUCGUGGAGUCUCCGGCCCGCAAGCUGUCGCAGUCCUUCUCCCUGCCGGUGGGCGGGGGGGGCUCCAUCACACCGAAGCAGAGCCUGCUGAGUGCGGUGCACACCGUCCUGACGGAGCACGGCCCCUACAAGCGCAGCGCGGACUCCGAGUUCAAGGCCCUGGUGUGCAUGGCGCUGAACGAGCAGAGGUUGGUGUCGUGGGUGAACCUGAUCUGCAAGUCGGGCACUCUCUUGCAGCGUCACUACCAGCCCUGGAGCUACAUGGCAUGCACCGGGUUCGAGAGCUCCCUGAACAUACUGAGCCAGCUCAGCAACCUGCACUUCAACCUGCCCGUCGACAUCGCCGUCCGGCAGUUAAAGAACAUCAAAGAUGCUUUUUAACGUCUCUCUCUUCCCCCCCCCCCCCCCCCC